This is a messenger RNA of Otolemur garnettii (small-eared galago), 408 nucleotides long. RefSeq names its product C-C motif chemokine 7. Lineage: Eukaryota; Metazoa; Chordata; Mammalia; Primates; Galagidae. Gene Ontology annotation, molecular function: CCR chemokine receptor binding; chemokine activity. Gene Ontology annotation, cellular component: extracellular region. Bases 75 to 374 code for a protein of 99 amino acids. The record is from RefSeq and is a predicted model, not a curated record. The transcript has 3 exons. Gene Ontology annotation, biological process: positive regulation of ERK1 and ERK2 cascade; cellular response to type II interferon; cellular response to interleukin-1.
GCGCGCUCUCUCUCUCUUGCGCUGAUUUCAGCUCAGCCAGCAGCUCGCACCCCGCUUGCCUCGCGCCCUCCAGCAUGAAGGUCUCUGCAGCCCUCCUGUGCCUGCUGCUGGCACUAGCCGCCCUCAGCCCCCGGGGCCUUGCUCAACCAGAUGGGGUCAAUACCUCAGCGACCUGCUGCUACAAGUUCACCUAUAAGAAGAUCCCAAACCAGAGGCUGAGAAGCUACAGAAGAAUCACCAACAGCCUGUGCCCCAUGGAAGCUGUGAUCUUCACGACGAAACUGAGCAAGGAGUUGUGUGCUGAUCCCAAGCAGAAGUGGGUCCAGGAUUCUAUAGUGCACCUGGACAAGCAAACACUACAUCCAAAGCUUUGAACACUUACACAUGACCUGAAACCAAGCCAAGACU